AUGAUCAAGGGGGGUUCCUCUGCCGACGCCGUGACCAAAGGGAGCUCGACAGCCUCUAGCAAAAGUGCAGCACAGAACAAAGCACCGAACAAAGCGUCCAAUAGCAACGCAACGGCUGCUUCACUUGGAGAGGAUGUGCAGAGCAAACAACCUAGAGCGGCUGUGUCUGGCGACAGCAGUACAAAUGCGUCGCGCCCAGGCUGCACGGGCAAUGGUAAGGUGCAGGGAAAUGGUAAGGUGC
This is a messenger RNA of Amoebophrya sp. A25, 241 nucleotides long. Lineage: Eukaryota; Dinophyceae; Syndiniales; Amoebophryaceae. The record is from the annotation of a GenBank genome assembly.